Molecule: messenger RNA, 2449 nt
Organism: Phanerochaete carnosa HHB-10118-sp
Lineage: Eukaryota; Fungi; Basidiomycota; Agaricomycetes; Polyporales; Phanerochaetaceae
Exons: 4
Coding region: 98-1876 (592 amino acids)
Source: RefSeq, a predicted model, not a curated record
AUAUCCCAUCCCCACUCCCCGUUCCUCUCCCCUUCCCUCGCCACCCAGGAAGCGUUCCGCCGCCCUCUUUCGUCCAUCCCUCUGAAACUCUUCAGUCAUGGACAUUGCCUUCGACACCACCUGGUGUCCAACCUGUUCUCGCCAAAUACUUCCAAAGCGCAUACAGGUCCCCGUCAAUGCACCUGUCCCGGCGCCCACUGACGAUCAGUCCCAACCAUUGCAGCAGGCUGCCCCUGCUCCUCCGCCGACGACGCCCACAGCUCCGGCAAAGGGCGCCAUCACCCGCACAAAGACUGGCACCAUCCGUGCGCGCACCGCCGGCGGGCUUGUGCACGGCACAGGGCGCGUCAAGCCCAAUGGCGCUAUCCGCCGCUCUCCUCUCCAAAAGUCCACUACCGCUACCGCCGCGACCAAGGACACCAAUGCGCCCCCGUCGCCGACCACGGCGGCCCCACCGCCGUCACCCACCACACCUACUACUGUCCGCCACAAGACGGUCAUCGACCAGUCGCCAGUGCCUCUCUACUGCUCUGACGAGUGCCGCCUUGCGGACCUCCAGAGUAGUUCAGUCGAACGUGGCCGGAGCCCGACGCUCCCGCCUGUCCCGCACAACUCCUUCGUAGGAGGCUCGACGGACAGUGAAAGCAGUUUGGGAACUGUUUCGGGCAGCAGUGUCGAGAGCGAGGGGAUCAUUCACGUCGCGAUCAAGGCUGUCGGCGCGACAGCCUCCACUUCGUCUGCCUCCUACCAGGAGCAGAAGGAAACCAAGAAGGCCAAAAAGACCUUCGACGAUCUUUCGUACCCCGUGCCGGCCGGCUAUGCUCGCCUGGCUUCCGUCUACGACCUUCCGCCACCACCACCACCCCUCAUCCGCUCGACAACGGCUUCGUCUACAGCAUCGAAGGACUCUGUCUCGUCGAUCCUCACUAUCGACUCGGUUGACCACGAAGAGGACCGUCGCUGCAACGAUGAGUUCUACCGCAAUCGCCCUGAGGAUUACAGCUCAGGGAUCAUGAUGGCCGCGAAGCGCAUAAAGGAGGCCGUCGAGCGGCCUAAGGAGAAGAAGCGACCGAGCUGGUCGACACCCGCCGGCGUGCUCUCGACGGCGUAUGCUCUGAACACUGCUGCUCAAGGCACCCGCCGGGUUAUUCCCGGUUGGACCGAUGGCUCUGACCGAUGGCGCGCGAGUGUGUACUCUCUUUCUGCUCCUUCCCGCGGCGAGUCUCUCGGCGAGGAAGAGGAGCGCAUCCGCGACCUCUACUCCAACAAGGGCUUCGUCUCGACUCCGCUGCGGUCAAAGGGUGUCUACUCCACUCUCGGCGAAUCUUCGGCAUCAUGUUCGAACGUUGCCAGCUCUUCCGCCUCCGUCUCGAGCUCGAGCACAGGCGUUGUCGGCUCUCGCUCCCGUAGUGAGGCCGAGGAGCUGUACUCCAAGUUCGGCAUGAACUUCGCGAGGCGCGCCGAUGCCCGGAUGUCCCGCUCGCACCAGUCGAGUAACAUGCCGGCGUCGCAUCAUCACCAUCACGGCAAGCACUUUCACGCGCACCUACCUUCUUCGCCCACCGGAUCCAUUCGCUCGCUUCCCACCAUUUCGGCAUCGGCGCCCGUCGUCCGUAAGCGCGAGGUGCCCAUUCUCAAGAAAGGCGCCGAGGGCAAGCUCCUCGUGCCUGAUGUCAAACUCAAGCGCACCGAUUCGUCGGCCAGCUUCGCCGCGUCCUCCAACGUAAUGGACGUCGUCGGCGAAGUCUGCGAGGAGUGCUGCGAGGGUUACGACGGCUGUCCGUAUGAUGGCAGAAAAAUCGUGAAGGAUGGAGGGGGAAUCACAGUUGAACAAGCUGACGGUAUUGACAAUGCGAGGUCCUGGUAUGGUAGAUGAUCGAAAGCGAAGCUCGAGAUGACAACAGAAAACAGGAAUGAGAGCAAUAAAAGUACAAUAUUUACAGAGCUUGCGACGAAGCCUGGAGUUCAUUGUUGACAAUGAUGAUGCGCGUGACGAGAAUUCAAGAGGCGCGGUCCGAAGAUUAGGGUAUAGUCAGCAGGCGGGUAUGAGCGACGAGAGCGGCGAGCGAGCGAGAGCAAAUGAUGCUAGACGAGGGCGGGGGAUCGCGACAGCGGGAGGCAGAUUAGGGAGUGUGUGCGUGCGUGAUAUGGAUAAUGAUACAUGAUGAUACAAGUCGCGUGAUGGCGUCGAUGACGGUGGGGGUAUCGAGAUGGAUGGUAUAGGUGACAGUGAGAUGCCUCAGUACUGGCGCGACGCCGAAGGGAACAUGAACAGCCGCUUGCGCUCGCGAGGAACCUUGACUUCGAUUUCAACUUCGCGCUCCUUGCCGUCGGGGCCAACUUCCUUGACAAUCCUCUUCUCGAUCUUUGGAAGAUCGAGGAUAGGGUAGAGGAGCUGGUCGGGCUUAUAAUUCCAGUGCACAGGAUCCGUCUGGGAUGCUGUGAGAGU